Messenger RNA from Elaeis guineensis (African oil palm), 711 nucleotides. The record is from RefSeq and is a predicted model, not a curated record. Lineage: Eukaryota; Viridiplantae; Streptophyta; Magnoliopsida; Arecales; Arecaceae.
AUGAAGCUUAUUAAGCAUUGCUUUCAGAAAAUCUAUAGUAACGGUGAUCGUGCUUCAAUUAAGAUCAAUAAGACACCUAAAUAUGAUUGCCUUCUCUUUGAUCUCGACGAUACUCUGUACCCUUAUAGUUCUGGCAUAGAACCGAUGGGCACAUCUGGCUCACAACUAUUGCUAUUAUGUUCAGAUUAUAUGGUCGAUAAGCUAGGGAUUGAGGAGAGCAAGAUCCCAGACAUGUGUAAUGUACUGUACAAGCACUACGGGACAACCAUCGAUAGUUUCUCCUCCAUUGGCUACAAUUUUGAUUAUGAUGAUUACCACAGUUUUGUUCAUGGAAGAUUACCUUAUGACAAGCUGAAGCCAGAUCCUGUCUUUAGACAUCUUCUCCUGAGCCUGCCAAUUCGCAAAGUGAUUUUCACAAAUGCUGAUAAGGUCCAUGCGGCCAAAGUACUUAGCAAGCUGGGGUUGGAAGACUGUUUUGAAGGAAUUAUAUGCUUUGAGACUCUGAAUCCACCAACUGAUCUGUCUUCGCCAUCCGACGCACCAGCCACAGCAGACGUCUUUGACAUCCUCAAGCACUUCUCUCAGCCAGAUGCUGGUUUCGAGCUACCGAAGAUAUUCUUGUUUAUAUUACUGCAUCAUAUACCUUUUAUUGAUAUUCUUGUUUUUUAUUUGCCUUUGUGGUCAAGGCAAUUAAAGCUGCUACAGAUGUAG